CUCGCAGCCCGCCUUGCCACACGCAGCCGCCAGCAGUCUCGCACCAUGCAUCUCGCCAGCCUGGUAACCUCCCUGGUCGCAGUAGUCCUGCUCCUCGUCACCCCAGCGAGGCCAGCAUGGGCGAACCAACUCUCAAACAACUACGUGUCAGACUACGAGAUGGAGCAAACAGCGCCCCUUCUUAGCAUCCUGGAGCUGAUUUCCAAGCUGCGACAGACAAGCGGCAUCGCUGAAGACCCAGCGGCGAAGCGCGGCCUGGACCUGGGCAUCAACCGCGGCUUCUCGGGCGCGCAGGCGGCUAAGCACCUGAUGGGCCUGGCUGCAGCUCAGUACGCAGCAGGGCCCGGCCGCAGGCGCCGCGACACACACCAGCAGCCCGCGGGCGCCCCCUCCGCGUAGGCCGCCCGCCGGACACCACUCGUAGCGCGACAGUAGCUCCUACCGUAGUACUGCACUCACCGUCUAUUUACUGUUGAGUCAUCUAAUAAACCACU
Molecule: messenger RNA, 494 nt
Organism: Schistocerca cancellata (South American locust)
Lineage: Eukaryota; Metazoa; Arthropoda; Insecta; Orthoptera; Acrididae
Gene: Dh31
Product: diuretic hormone class 2
Exons: 4
Coding region: 46-399 (117 amino acids)
Biological process (GO): body fluid secretion
Molecular function (GO): diuretic hormone activity; G protein-coupled receptor binding
Source: RefSeq, a predicted model, not a curated record